Nematolebias whitei (Rio pearlfish) is the source of this 388-nucleotide messenger RNA. RefSeq names its product NADH:ubiquinone oxidoreductase subunit C1 (gene ndufc1). The coding region runs from base 73 to 282 and encodes 69 amino acids. The record is from RefSeq and is a predicted model, not a curated record. Gene Ontology annotation, cellular component: mitochondrion. The transcript has 4 exons. Lineage: Eukaryota; Metazoa; Chordata; Actinopteri; Cyprinodontiformes; Rivulidae.
CUUCCAGGCUCUUUAAUCCAGCGCAGAUAGUUCGAUUCAACGGAGAGCCAAGGAAGACGAUUUUCAGCUAAAAUGUCUUUCAGUCGGUUAUUAUCUCGAUCAGUUCAUCUUAACAGACUUGGAUCCAGAUCUGCCUUCACCAGCUCCAAUCAUGGCGUCACCAAACCAAACUUGCUGAAGGUCGGGCUCACCUUUGGGACAGCAGCUUUCCUCUGGGGCUUGCUUUUCAAGCAGCACAGCGAAGACGUUCACGAGUACAAAGUGAGGAACGGUCUCCAGUGAGCUGGGACGAUGCCAGGACGUCUUCAGAUCUUCUCUGCUGGACGGUUCUGGUUCCUCUGCUCUCUCCCCCUGAACUCUGUAAAUUAAAAUAAAUGACUUGAAAACA